Molecule: messenger RNA, 675 nt
Organism: Cyphellophora europaea CBS 101466
Lineage: Eukaryota; Fungi; Ascomycota; Eurotiomycetes; Chaetothyriales; Cyphellophoraceae
Product: ATP synthase F1, delta subunit
Exons: 3
Coding region: 1-675 (224 amino acids)
Biological process (GO): proton motive force-driven mitochondrial ATP synthesis
Cellular component (GO): membrane
Molecular function (GO): proton-transporting ATP synthase activity, rotational mechanism
Source: RefSeq, a predicted model, not a curated record
AUGUCUGCCGCACGAUCAAUCCGGCCUGCGCUGGCCGCCGCCAAACGAACAGCUCCCCGAACUGCCUUCCGAGGAUACGCUACCCCCGCUGCUCAGAACACCAAGCCUCCUGUUCAGCUAUUCGGCGUUGAUGGCACCUAUGCCAGUGCUCUGUACACCGCCGCCGCAAAGCAGUCCGCCCUCGACAACACCUCCCGUGCCAUCUCUGCGCUGUCGCAAGUUCUUCAGCAGGAGCCCCGCCUGCAGGCACUGAUCGGAUCGCCCACGCUUAAGGCCGACGACAAAUCCCAGAUUAUCGCCGAGCUCGAGAAGCACACCGGCGGCGCUGACAAGAGCGGUACUGUCAAGAACUUCCUGCAAACUUUGGCCGAGAACAACCGCUUGGGUGUCUUGGCCGGUGUGUGCGAUAAGUUUACUCAGUUGAUGAGCGCGAGUAAGGGUGAGAUUGAGCUACGGAUUACAAGUGCACAGGAGCUCGACAACAAGACCAUCAAGCGCAUCGAGGCCGCCAUCGCCAAGUCCGAGUACAGCCAGGGCAAGAAGCUCAAGGUUACACCACAUAUCGACCCCAGCAUCUUGGGCGGCCUCGUCGUCGAGGUUGGCGAGCGUACCAUUGACUCGUCCGUUGCUGCGAAGGUCAGCCGGCUUAACAAGCUGCUGCAGGAGAGCGUGUAG